AUGGCCAAACACUCACUGCUGCUGCUGCUGGCCGUGUGGGUGCUGGCCAGGGGGCUGUGGCUGGAAGCCGAAGCCCGGGGAGCACCCUAUGGGGUGAAGCUUUGCGGCCGGGAAUUCAUCCGAGCGGUCAUCUUCACCUGCGGAGGCUCCCGAUGGCGGCGGUCGGACAACCUGGCCCAGGAAGCGAUGGGGGAUGCCUUCCCAGACCCUGGCCCCUAUGCAGACCGCCCGCUGGAAGAGGCAGCAGGCCCCAGGGACUGGCUGGUCCUGGCCAAGCGCCCCCAGGCUCUCUAUGGCGGCCAGCCCGGCUGGCAGGAGACCCCAGGAGCUCUGCGUGGCAGCCGAGAUGUCCUGGCUGGUCUCUCCAGCAACUGCUGCAAGUGGGGUUGCAGCAAGAGUGAGAUCAGCAGACUCUGCUAG
Messenger RNA from Pipistrellus nathusii (Nathusius's pipistrelle), 420 nucleotides. NCBI's taxonomy places the organism in Eukaryota, Metazoa, Chordata, Mammalia, Chiroptera, Vespertilionidae. The record is from the annotation of a GenBank genome assembly.